Messenger RNA from Polyodon spathula (Mississippi paddlefish), 3295 nucleotides. RefSeq names its product pre-mRNA-processing factor 40 homolog A-like. The record is from RefSeq and is a predicted model, not a curated record. The coding region runs from base 21 to 2732 and encodes 903 amino acids. Gene Ontology annotation, cellular component: U2-type prespliceosome; U1 snRNP. Gene Ontology annotation, biological process: mRNA cis splicing, via spliceosome. Lineage: Eukaryota; Metazoa; Chordata; Actinopteri; Acipenseriformes; Polyodontidae. The transcript is spliced from 27 exons. Gene Ontology annotation, molecular function: protein binding; RNA binding.
UACCGAGUAUAUUAGGCAACAUGUCCUUGGCAUGCGAUAAUAAUGGCCAAAGCCAAGCGUCCCCUUAUACAGGCGUCCUACCUUCAAUGGGACCACCUGGGAUGCCACCUCAUUUUCCUCCAAUGGGGAUGCCACCCAUGGGUCAGAGACCUCCAAACAUGACCCCAAUGCCUCCUGGCAUGAUGCCACCAAUGAUGCCUCCUAUGGGAGGACCAAUGGGACAGAUGCCAGGCAUGAUGCCGCCAAUGAUGCCAGGAAUGAUGAUGCCGCCUCACAUGCCAGCUGCUGCACUGCAACCUACAGGACCGCCUGGUGUAAGCAUUUCAGAUGCUACCUUAGUUUCAUCAGUGCCUGGAACUUUGGCCACAAAUCCUGCAGUUUCUGCAGUUCAACAAGGCACCACGGCCAGCAGCUCUCCACAAGACGACCAACCAAAGAAAUCUUUGUGGACUGAGCACAAGUCUCCUGAUGGAAGGACGUACUUUUACAAUACAGAAACUAAACAGUCCUCUUGGGAAAAGCCAGAUGAACUUAAAUCACCUGCUGAGCAAAUGUUGUCAAAGUGUCCUUGGAAAGAAUUCAAGUCGGAUACGGGAAAGCCUUAUUAUUAUAACUCUCAAACAAAGGAGUCUCGCUGGACAAAACCUAAAGAGCUGGAGGAUCUUGAAGUUAUGAUCAAGGCUGAAGAAAAUGGGGCUUCAGAUGUUUCAGCAGCUUCGGUACCUACUUCAGUACCUGUUCCAGACAUCACUCAUGCAUCUGCUGUAGAGGCUGAGGCCACAGUCCCUGUUGUCGGUGAAGAACAACCAGUCCAAACUCCUGUCCAGGCACAAGAGGAACCCACAGAAGCCUCUUUGAAUUCAGUCGAGGAGGCUACUAAUCAAGAGGUUCCAGUGAAUUUUUUUGCCAGUGAUGCUGUUAAAAAGGAAGAGAGGCCGGAACUGGUCAAGAAAGUAUACAAGUGGAACACUAAAGAAGAAGCCAAACAAGCAUUCAAAGAACUGUUAAAAGAAAAGGGUGUUUCAUCCAAUGCCUCUUGGGAACAAGCUAUGAAAAUGAUUAUCAAUGACCCUAGAUAUAGUGCAUUGCCUAAGCUGAGUGAGAAGAAACAAGCCUUCAAUGCUUACAAGGUACAGACUGAAAAAGAAGAAAAGGAAGAAGCUAGAAUUAAAUACAAGGAGGCCAAAGAAACCUAUCAGAGAUAUCUGGAAAAUCAUGAGAAAAUGACAUCAACUACAAGAUACAAGAAAGCUGAACAGAUGUUUGGAGAGAUGGAGGUAUGGACAGCAGUUCCUGAACGUGAUAGAUUAGAAAUCUAUGAAGAUGUCUUGUUUUACCUUGCAAAAAAAGAAAAGGAACAAGCCAAACAGUUGAGAAAAAGAAAUUGGGAAGCCCUGAAGAACAUUUUGGACAAUAUGGCUAAUGUAACGUACAGGACAACCUGGUCAGAGGCACAGCAGUAUCUUCUGGACAACCCUACAUUUGCAGAGGAUGAAGAAUUGCAGAAUAUGGAUAAGGAGGAUGCAUUAAUCUGCUUUGAAGAACAUAUAAGAGCCUUGGAGAAGGAAGAGGAGGAGGAAAAACAAAAAUCUUUACUAAGGGAACGAAGGAGGCAUCGUAAAAACAGAGAGUCGUUUCAAAAAUUCUUGGAUGAGCUACAUGAUCACGGACAACUACAUUCAAUGUCUGCGUGGAUGGAAAUGUAUCCUACUGUUAGCUCCAACAUAAGAUUUGCCAACAUGCUGGGACAACCUGUUUUUGGUGUGUAUUCUGUAGGUUCAACACCUCUGGAUCUUUUUAAGUUUUACGUUGAAGAUUUGAAGGCCCGAUAUCAUGAUGAAAAAAGAAUCAUUAAAGACAUCCUUAAGGACAAAGGGUUUACAGUUGAAGUCAAUACUACUUUUGAAGACUUUGGGACUGUUAUCAGCUCUGAUAAAAGAGCCACAACUUUGGAUGCUGGAAACAUCAAACUUGCCUUCAACAGUUUGUUGGAGAAAGCAGAAGCUCGAGAGCGGGAAAGAGAAAAAGAAGAAACACGAAAGAUGAAGAGGAAGGAAGCUGCCUUUAAAAGCAUGCUAAAACAGGCUGCUCCCCCACUCGAACAUGAUUCAGCAUGGGAUAGUGUUCGAGAGAGAUUCCUGAAAGAAUCUGCCUUUGAAGACAUUACAUUAGAAUCUGAAAGAAAAAGGAUAUUCAAGGACUUCGUACAUGUUCUAGAGCAUGAGUGUCAGCAUCAUCAUUCAAAGAACAAGAAGCACUCCAAAAAGUCAAAAAAGCACCACAGAAAGCGAUCCCGUUCUCGUUCGGGCUCUGAUUCAGAGGAGGACGACUACCAUUCCAAGAAAAAGAAACGAUCGCCAUCCAGAUCUGGAUCUGAGCGUUCUUCUAGUGCAGAAACAGAGCACAGUUAUAAGAAAUCUAAAAAACACAAGAAAAAGGGCAAGAAGAGGAGACACAAGUCGGCAUCCCCAGAAUCCGAUGCUGACAAAGACAGAAAAGGGCGGGAUCGUGACAGAGACCGGGAGCGUGAGAAGGACAGGGAGAGGGAGAGGGAGAAGGAGAAGGAGAGUGAGAAAUCCAGAGGCAAAUCCCGGACUGAAUCUAAGCAAAAAUCUCCAAAAAGAAAAAGGGAGAAGGAAGAAGGUGGAUGGGACACAUCAGGCAGUGAGUUGAGUGAAGGAGAACUAGAAAAACGAAGGAGAACUCUUCUGGAACAACUGGAUGCACCAUAACUUGAUAUAGCAUUUUGAAUUCCUUGUAUUUUUAUUAUUUGGAUUAAGAUUGUGCCAUCAAACUUGAUAGUUUCUCCAAAAAAUUGAAUUUGAUAAAUAAUGCAUACACCUAAUGCAAAUAAGUUGUAACAUUCCUUUACAGGGGGAGAUUUGUGUUUUUAAAAUGUCUGGGGCUUUCUUUGUCUUGUUGAGUUUAUUAAUAAUAAACUUUGAACUAUGUCAGCAGUCAAUAUUAUUUUCAGUUAAAACUGUUGAAUUUGAAACUUUUGUACAUUUUUAAUCCAAUAUUAAAUCUGAUUUCCCAAGGAAUUGAUCAAAUAUUAAGUUUUGACACUGAAAGAUGCAUACAAUUGAAGCAGUUUCCCUUCUGUAUACCAGUAUGUUUGUAUAGUUUCCUGCAAAUUGCACUAAAGGUUAAUUUCAGAACCACUUAUAGAAUUUGCUACACGUUUAUAAAAACAUUACCUUACCAGUAGUUGUCAAAAUCCUUGUACUGUACUUCAGAGUAGGAUAUUUAAUUGAUCUGUGAGUUUAAUGCAAUGAGUAAACUGCAAUUAAACUUC